AUGUUAGCAUAUCAUAAUGCAUCCAUGGGUUUUGGCGCUAUGCAUACAGAUGACAUAUUAUCAUAUGAUAAUAAUCACGGUUAUACGAAUUAUCAACAUCAAUAUGAACUUAAUCAAUUAGAAACAUCAAGAACUCAACAAUGUUUAAAAAAAACAACAAAAUUUUUACUUUCACACAUUGGUUUAGUUGGUCUUGUUGUUGUUUAUGCUGUAGCUGGUGGAUUUUUAUUUCAAUUACUUGAAGAACGCCAAGAAAAACUUAAUUGUCAAGAAGCACAAAGUGAACAAAUUGUCGAAAUAAACAAUUUGAAACAAAAAAUUGUUAAUUAUAUACAAAAAAAUACAACGACAUCAACAGAUUUUUUUGCAGUUGGAAAAGAUAAUACAACAAUUGCAUUUGCAAAAAUUGGCUCUAUGUUAUAUGAAUAUCGAGAAUUUAUUAUUGGUAUAAAUUCAAAAUAUCAAUAUUAUGUUGAUGAUUGUGGACAUCUUCGUCAAUGGAGUUAUGCUAAUUCAUUACUUUUUUCAAUUACAGUUAUAACAACUAUUGGUUAUGGAAAUAUAACACCAACGACAUGGGAAGGUCAAUUAUGUUGUAUAUGUUAUGCAACAAUAGGUAUACCAAUAUUUCUUUUAUGUCUAGCAAAUAUAAGUGGUGUACUUGGCGAAAUGUUUCGUUUUCUUUAUGCUAAAGUUUUAUGUCUACCAUGUUUAAUUGUAAGACAUCAUCGUACAUUAGCAAAUAAAGUUAAACUUGGAGAAGACAAUGGAAUAAGUACAGAUCGUGCAGAUCCUAAUGAUAGAACAUUAGACGAUGGAAAUAAGAAAAAUCCAUUAAGAAAAUUAUCAAAUAGAAUAGUAAUUGAUGAUGAAUUAUAUGAAGAAGAAAAUCGAAAAUAUCAUCGUGUUGCUGUACCAUUAACAAUUACAAUGCUUAUUAUUGCAGCAUAUAUAUGGAUUGGUUCUGCUUUAUUUCAUAAUUUUGAAGAUUGGUCGAUGAUGGAAGCAGGAUAUUUUUGUUUUAUUACAUUGGCAACGAUUGGAUUUGGUGAUUUUACUCCCGGUCAACGAAAAGGCGAUGUCAAUUCAAGUCCAAAACUUCUUCUUGGAGCUGUAUAUGCUCUUUUUGGAAUGGCUAUCUUAGCAAUGUGUUUCGAUUUAAUGCAAGAAGAAAUAGUAGCAAAAUUUUAUUGGAUUGGUACAAAAAUUGGUAUUAUUGAAAAAUAUGAUGAAAAUAAUAAUCAAAUAGAUCAAAUAUCUAAUACUAAUACUAAAAAUAAAAAUCGUUCAUCAACAUCAACAUCAUCAUCAUCAUCAAUCAAUGAUUCUAAUAUAAGAAGAAAUACAAAUCGUACAAUAAUUGAUAAUGAAAAUGAAAAUGAUUUAUCAAAACAACAUCAUUCGACUGUAAAACGUAAAAUUAGUCCACGAUAUAAUCCAGCUCGUAUUCAUCCAAUAGAAUCUGGUGGAGGUGAUGAAGCAACUCCUUAUCAACGAGUAACUGCUACAAAAUUUAAUUAA
Molecule: messenger RNA, 1521 nt
Organism: Rotaria sordida
Lineage: Eukaryota; Metazoa; Rotifera; Eurotatoria; Philodinida; Philodinidae
Source: the annotation of a GenBank genome assembly